Molecule: messenger RNA, 3052 nt
Organism: Magallana angulata
Lineage: Eukaryota; Metazoa; Mollusca; Bivalvia; Ostreida; Ostreidae
Product: octopressin receptor-like
Exons: 2
Coding region: 108-1202 (364 amino acids)
Biological process (GO): G protein-coupled receptor signaling pathway
Cellular component (GO): membrane
Molecular function (GO): G protein-coupled receptor activity
Source: RefSeq, a predicted model, not a curated record
GUUUUAUGAAGAAACCUCUCCAUACGUUUUACCUACAGAUUUGAUUUUUAUGCAUCAAGAUUCGUUCAUAGACUAUUGAUUUAACCUUUAACAAGACGGGAAACAACAUGGACCAGGAAUCAAUAGUCAUAAUGAUGAGGGUACCCCUGACUGUUGUUUCGAUCGUUUUAAACUGUUGUUGUAUUUUCGGUAAUACAGUCGUAUUACACGUAUUUCGUAGAAAAUAUGACCGCGAAUCUAACUAUCGUCUCUUUGUUCUGCUUUUGGCAUCGUUUGACAUGGCAAUUGCAAUCUUUCAUGUUAUUAAGGAGCAAUUCAGGCGAAGAGUAGUAUUCUUUGGAGGCGUAUCCAUCCUUUGUCCCAUCAUGAAUUACGUAGGGCAUUCUAUUGGCAUGGGGAAUAUUUUCAUGGUACUGUUCAUAGCUGUCGAACGAUACAAGAAAAUUUGCACUCCGUUUAAGUCUCAAUUUACAGUUAAGCAGUCAAGCGUUAUUUGUGCUGUCGCCAUCUUUGCCGGGGCCAUCUUGAAUAUACCUAUAUUUAUAAUUUUUGGUACAAGAAGCCUGACAAUUGGGGGAUUUAACGCCACGAGAUGCUGUAUGAUCAAGGCAUACGAUCAAAAUCUGCUUCCAGUUAUUCAUUUUGGAAUUCUGAACGCCUUAGUUUUGUCUGUAGUGAUUGUGAUUGUUGUUAUACAGUGCAAAAUCAGAGUGGUUGUUUUGCGCCAGUCUGCGAUGAAAAAAAAGAGGAAGAAUAUUCAGGAAAUCAAAAAGGAAAAAUUCACCACCUCCUUUUCAUCAUCUGAUAAUACCCAAGAUACAGUUGUCGAAGAUGUUGAGACAAUGCAAGUGAGCGCUAUUACAAAUCCGCGUUCAAUUAACAAGUUAAAAAAUGGAAAGAAAGCCGCGUUGAAAUCGCGAUCAAAAACCUCAAGUGAGGAGAAUCAAGCUGUUAGAGUUACAAUCACUUUUAGCAUUAUUACUGCACUCUUGAUAAUCAGUUUUCAAGCAUUGUUCAUGUACCAUGCCGUUUUAGCAGCCUCGAGGUUUGUUUACCCUGAGGACAACAUAUCUUGGAAUCGCGACCUAUUCAACAUAUAUUUUCCAGACAUUGCCACGGUUAACGGGGCAUUAAAUCCCUUUGUGUACUUCUUCACAGACUUAAAAUUUAAAAAGGAAGUUAAAAGUAUGUUCCGACGAUAACUGAUAUGCUUUUUGAUAAAGAUAGUUUAAUGUAUGAUGAGUCUAACAAUGCCACGAUAGAAAAAUAGAUAAAUAUUAUUAUAUAACCUGACUAAUUAGACAGUCUCUAAUUUAAUACCAAUUAUUCAUUGAUUCAUUGUUUCUCGCUAAAGAAAUCAAAGAAUAGUAAUCGCGUAAGAAACUAAACGGAACAGAACAAGCAUAAAAAAAUUAAAUUUUACGAAAAGAGCAAAUUGUCCGUUCUUUUCCUUUCGAAAACAAAGAAAAAAUGUCUCGGCAGAACAAUAUUGUAACACAAUUGAUGUCUACACUCUACUUCGUUGUAUUUUCGUUGUAUUAAUUAGUCAGCCCGCGGGCUGUUAAGUUAGGACAAAACUUCAAAUGCGCUUGCGUAAAUUGGAAUUCUGGGAAGGAAUAAUAGACAGUCAGUGUUUGAGAAAUUCGAAUAAGUAAUGAAACUGAUAAGUUUUAGGUCAAACUGCGCGACUCUAGUCACGCUUCCGUAAUGGAAGACGUUCCACGGGUAUCGUCUGCAGCUACGGUUUUGGGUCCGAGAGUUUAUGACAGUGGUUUUCGACGAGGGACUUAUAUUUCAAAGAACAGUCUCUGCAAAGUUAAAAUUUAAAAAUACAACAUGCACAGUUGCUGUAGAUUACUUUAAAAAGGAUUUAUCUCUACACGCUGGUUUCCUCACAUACAGAUAGUGCGUUCACUUUAGAUCUGAAAAUGAAUAUUCCGCUGGCUGAUUUUCUUAGCUUUUUAAAAAAGCUAACAUUGUCAGUGUAUUAGAUCAGUAGAUAAAACAAGCGAAGGCAUAAUAAUCCUAAAGCUAGUUAAUGUUAUCUGUAGAUUCCUUCAUGAUGUAUGGCGAAAUAGAAUCGGUAUUUUGAUUGUUACUAAGUUAAUGAUGUGUACCACUUUUAAAUCACUUUAUGAAUAUUUUUCUUAAACUCGGGUAUAUCUCUUGUGAUUGAUUGAUAGGUCAUUAAACAUUGUGAAAUAAAUAAUUAAACAAUAGUUUAGUAGACCACAUUAAUUUCAGAAUAACUUAAUAGAGCACGUCUGUGGCAGUAAUGCAGAAUAGCUUUAUUGUAUAACUUUAAUAAUUUUGGGGUGAAGAAUACACAAUUUAAUUCCAAACUCGGACCACUAAUACUGUUUCUGGACAAGAACGGAUAUUUGGUUCUUGAUUCUGGGUGGAAAGAAUGCAGAUCAUAUCCAAAUACAUGGGCAAUGCAGUUCAUCUGUUAAAGAUCAUCUCCAAGUACAUGGACAAACAUAAAAAAGGAGAAUUCCGGAGUGACAAUAAGAAGACCGCAGUAGAGAGACUGUCAGUGAAUUCUUGUCUUUUGUUGUUAUUCCCCGGAACUGGACAAUAAUUUCUCACAACAGGACAUUUAUUCUUAAGUUCUCCUAUUUGGACAUUAAUUUCUAAGUUUUCAAUUUUUGACUGUAUCUCUUCUUAUUUGCGUAAACAUUCUUUAAAACCUACACGAUCAUGUAUGUUGUUGAUGAUACUUGUGUAAUAAAUAUACCGUAUAUCCGAGGGUUUUUUUUCGCGUGUCACAAAAUAUGCGAAAAUGGGUAAAAUCUGUAACAGUUUUUGUUCGCGUCAUUUACUUUUUAGCAAUUUAAAACUUUUCUUAAAGAAAAUGAUAUAAGAUAUAAUAAUACGAAUUCAAUGAUUUGCGAUUUAAAAGAGAUUGUGAAGAAAGCGAAAAUUAGGUCAUUGCGAAAAUUACCGGAUAUACGGUAUUAGAUUUUUAAUGUAUUACAUGCAAGUAAUGUUUUAAUUAUAUCCACACGGAAUUCGUUAUAUGAUAACAAAAAGUGUAAAAUAAAAUAUGCGU